Beauveria bassiana ARSEF 2860 is the source of this 2520-nucleotide messenger RNA. RefSeq names its product MutS domain V. Gene Ontology annotation, biological process: reciprocal meiotic recombination; mismatch repair. Lineage: Eukaryota; Fungi; Ascomycota; Sordariomycetes; Hypocreales; Cordycipitaceae. The transcript is spliced from 6 exons. Gene Ontology annotation, cellular component: nucleus. Bases 1 to 2520 code for a protein of 839 amino acids. The record is from RefSeq and is a predicted model, not a curated record. Gene Ontology annotation, molecular function: ATP-dependent DNA damage sensor activity; ATP binding; mismatched DNA binding.
AUGGAUCAUUCACGGAUCAACUCGCGGGCUUUGAUGCCGAGUGUCACUUCUUCUCAAUAUUUUACCAAUUCAACUGCAUCUCGAAGCAACACACCAGCCUCCGCGCGUACUCCUGCUCGCCGCCGUUCACGCAAGACCACAGGACCAAGUGCCGCCACUCCAAAAAGUCAUCAACUUUUCCAAUCCUCCAAUUCUGUAGCAGCAUCGACACCUGGUCUCACUCCGUCGAACAUAUCUACCUCGCUUAGUCGCCCCACCACAGCCUCUGGUCGAAAGUCGCGUGCCACCAAUGCUUCGUCCGUUGUAGGAGAGGCCCAAACCAUUGUCUGCGCCGUCUGUGAAGCUCGGGGCGUUUCGCCAUCUGUUGGGAUUGCAUUUGUGAAUACGUCUUUAGGUGAAGCCGUUCUCAGUCAAAUUUGUGAUAACCAGUCCUAUGUCAAAACCCUGCACAAAAUACGCAUCAAUUGGCCAUCCCGGAUUAUCUGCUUGGCUCAAGGAACGAGACCAACUAGCCUCAUGUCGCUGCUCCGUACAAUGUUCGCCGAUAUACCCAUUGACGUGACUGAUCGCUCGUUUUGGUCCGAAACCAAGGGAAUAGAAUACAUUAAUAAGCUGGCUUUCGAAACUGACAUUCCGCCAAUCCAAGUCGCUAUUCAAGGCAAAUACUACGCUGUGAGCGCUCUGGCUGCAGCUAUGGCGCAGAUUGAACACCAAUUCUCUAUAACGUUUGCUCCGCAUUCUCUACGACUACGCUACCAACCUUCAGAUGAUACCAUGAUGAUUGAUGUAUCCGCGAUCCAAUGCUUGGAAAUCGUUCAAAAUAGUCACUCCAGCAAAUCAAAGGAUAGCCUCUUUGGCUUACUCAAUCAUUGCGUUACCCCAAUGGGCAAUCGAAUGCUGCGCAGCAACAUAAUUCAACCGCCUACGCUUUACGAAUCGUUCAUCGCACCGCGUUACGACGCCGUCGAGGAGCUGACUCUGAAUGACGAAAUGUUUCUAGAAAUUCGAAAGACCUUGAAAAAGUUUCUUGAUGUGGAAAAGCUCCUGACCAAGUUAAUCACAAUCCCCGUAAUUGUGGCCAUACCCCAAGCAGAGCAGCAGAUCAACCAAGUGCUUAUGAUCAAGUCGUUCUUGGAGGCAGCCAAAGAGCUGCACCUAGCCAUGAGGCCUGCAACCGCUCCACUACUAGUCAAGAUUCGGGAGCUCUGCAGCCUGGAGAGAAUCGGAGCCAUGUCACAAAAGAUACACACAGUGCUUGAAUCUGACGUAUCAUACACGAAAUCAGCUCUUGAUUUACGGAACCAGCGAACUUUCGCUGUGCGAACUGGUAUUAGCGGUGUGUUAGAUGUGUCCCGGCAGGCAUACAAAGAGUUGACGGAAGAGAUUCACAAUUACGUUGAACAACUCAACGAAAAGUAUAAUGUAACUGCGACGCUCAAGUUCGACAAUGGUCGCAAAUACUGGCUGAAGAUAAGUAUUGGUGACUACAACAGUGUUGAUCCACCUGGUUUCUUCAUCAAUGUGGUCAAAAAGCGAGGCGCUAUCGAAUGCCAGACUCUUGAUCUUGUCAAGCUGAACAUGCGACUUUCGGACACUUCAAAUGAGGUAGUGUUCCGCAGCGAUGCCAUCAUCGAGCAGCUGAUUGCCACUCUGCAAUCAGACGCAUCUCACCUCUUCAAAAUGUGUGAAUCGAUCGGUCUCAUUGACAUGCUCGCUUCCUUCACCCAGCUAAAACAGCAUUGCUUCCAUAUUGUGACUGGAUUCAACAUGGGCGGAAAAAGCACGUAUAUCCGAGCCAUCGCGCUACUACAGAUCAUGGCGCAAAUUGGCUGCUUUGUUCCGGCCGAAUAUGCUUCCUUCUCUGUCGUCCAUAAUGUCUUUACUCGCAUUUCCUUGAGCGAUAACAUAGAAGCAGGGCUAUCCAGUUUCUCUGUCGAAAUGCGCGACAUGGCAUUCAUCUUGCGCAACGUGGAUCAACAAAGCAUGGUUAUCAUCGAUGAACUUGGCAGAGGCACCAGCACCCGUGACGGGCUUGCCAUUGCCAUUGCCAUGGCAGAAGCACUAAUUCAAUCCAAGGCCUUUGUGUGGUUUGCCACUCAUUUUCUGGAACUCGCACGCGCUUUGGCUAACCGGCCCGGUGUUCUCAACCUGCACCUGGCAACCGACUGCUCAGUCAACGAGGACGGGGUGCCGUGUAUGACCAUGUUGUACAAGACGGAGCGCGGCCCCGAAAAGGACGAGCAGGAUUACGGAAUCAAUCUUGCCAAGGCGAUUGGAUUUCCGGAUAGCAUUAUUCGACCAGCCGAAGAGUAUGUACGCGCAACAAGGCUGCGAAAAGAAGCAAGCAAGCAAAGCUUGGAAGCGCAAAAGUUGCAAAGACGCCGCCAACUGAUCCUAGGUCUACACGAGGCUCUGAAGCAAGCAAGGGCUGACGGCGCCAAGGAGGCUCUGCCAGGCUACCUUAAACAGUUGCAGCAUGAAUUUGUGACACAAAUGGCUGCAAUCGAAGAUGGCGACUAA